GAGAAGGACGAAGAUCGUCUACGAUGCCGACGAGCUUCGUUACUGUACGGUUUACCUGUUGAUAGUCUCGAGGUCGAUCUAACACAAGAGAAUUGGCGAUUAAGAGCGGUCUUCCGCGAAGCGGUAUAUUCUCGGUGAGUCACGUGCGCGAUAAAGCGUCGAUUCUUCGCCGUAACGGUGACAAUUUUCAUACAAAAACCAAGUGCGUACCGUGGUGGAAUAUAUGCGCCCGCGUUCCGCGUGCCUUAAUGAUCGUGAAACACGCGUUGUCAUUCACGCUCGCUUGUAGUACGAGGUGGAUCUGCGAUGUUGCCCGCUUGCACACGGUGAUUCUAAAAGAUUCGCGUGCGACCCGGUGAUUUUCUAGCAAUCAUUUUCGUCGGUAGCUUUCAUGAGGAUGAUUGAAAAAAUGUAAAUGGUAGUCGGUGUCCAUCUGUGGAACUAAGGCUACUUCGUGGUACUUUUUUUUGCAAAGUGAUUGAAAUUGUUUGUACAAGAGGAUGGCAGUGCGUAUCACUUUGGAAUGCGGACAUACCUCGAUGCUACGUAUGCGUAGCACUCCUGAGGGAUACACGCAUGAUUGGGAGGUAUUUGUACGAGGAGUGGAUAAUGCAGAUAUACAUCAUUACAUUGAGAAAGUGGUAUUUCUCUUACAUGAUACGUUUCGGAAUCCUAAGAGAGUACUCAAAGAACCACCAUUUGUGGUGAAAGAAUCUGGUUAUGCAGGCUUUAUAAUACCGAUCGAAAUUUAUCUGAAGAAUAAAGAUGAACCCAAGAAAUUUCAAAUAUCGUACGAUCUGCAUUUGCAGCCAAGUGGUCCGCCUAUUAACAAGACUAUACGCCAUGUAGAAGUACUUCGUAAUCCUUCUGAUGACUUUAGGAAAAAACUUUUGAAAGGUGGAGCUGUUGUAGUAUCUAGUAGAGAUGGUUCAUUAGAAAAAAGUGAUACAAAAACAUCCACGAUGGUUGGCAAACCAAAAUUAAAUGGCAGCGAAAGCAAGAAGCAUCGUAUUACCGAAUCUAAAACUUCUAAUUCGUUUCACGAUUUAUUUGGCCCUCCUAUAAAAACAGCGCCUGUAAAGAUAUCACCAGAUAGCAAAAAGACAAGUCAAUCUGAUAAAAAUUUAGUUCCUAAACCUUUAGCUGUUACCGAAAAAUCUGACAAAGUGGAUAAAACAAUUAAAUCAAAGGAAAGUCCUCAUAAAGAUAAUAGAAAAGACAAAAUAGAUGAGAAGAAGGAUAAAAAGGUUAGAGACAGUUCUAAGGAUCAACUUAGGAGUAAAGAUAAAUCCAAGAGACCUCCUAGUCCUGGAAGUAAAAGUCAUUCGAGUCCUGGUAGCAAAAGACCGGCAUCACCUGUCGCAACAAAGAAGCCGUUAAGUCCUUUGCCAUCUACAAAACGAUCUCUAUCUCCUAAAUCAAAAGAAAAGGAGAUGAAGAAAGUUACACUGGAAAAAGAGAAAGAUAGUAAAGAAAAGGAAAAGGCGAAAAAUAACUCCAGAAAUGAUGUAGAUUCUUCUUCAAAGUCUGAAAAGAAGAAAGAUAAGAAGAAACACAAAGAUGAUAGGGACAAAGAAAGAAAGGAUAAAUAUAAAGAAUCAGAAAAAACCAAUGUUAAAGAUGUCACAAAGAUAAUCGAGAAAAAAUCUGAAAAAACGGAUAAAGCAGAGAAAUCAGACAAGGAGAAAUUUCAAGAACACAAAUCGUCAAAAGAUGAUAGAAAAUCACCAAAAACUGGUAAAGAAAAUGAUAAAGUGAAGGAGGAUAAAGUGAUAAAAGAGAAGUCGGAGAAAAGUGAAAAACCUGAAAAAGCAAAAGACGGCAAAUACGAUAAAGAUCGACCGAAACAUAAACAUAAAAAAAGAGAGAAAAAGGAUAAACGAGAUAGUAAAGAUCGAGAAAAGAAAGAGAAACGUGAUAGGAGUAAGGAUGAGAGUGAAAAACAGAAUAACGCAUCUUCACUAAUCGGGAAUCCAUUAUCAUCCCUUUUGACAGAGAUUCCGGAAAGAGACAGUAGCGAUUCAGCACCUUCGAUAGAUGACGAUUCAUUACCUGAAAGUAAAUCUAAUAUUAAAAAGGAGCCAGACCAUGUAAUAUCCACUGUACCAUCAGAAACAGCAAAACCACUUUCUCCUGGUAUAUCGGUGGAGGCGAAGAAAGAGAAGAGUGAUCGUAGCAGACGAGACAAGUCCAAAGGAAGUAGAGGCGAAGAGAGAGAAAAUCGGAAAAGGAAGCGAAGCAAAGAAGAUGACGAAGUUCUAAUAAAACGUGAGAAGAGGGGUCAAUCAACCUCUCCACCUUUGGAACCAGUUUCAUCGAGCCAAUCUCCAGUCGUGAUGGAUGUUGAUACUACUCAUCAUUUAGAAAAGGAGGUAAAGAAGGAGAAGGACGAUCAUGUUGUCAAUAUGGCUGACAAUAUAAACAAUAAAAAUAAUGAUCCUGAACAAGUAGCUCCAGAUUCUACAAAUAGUACUGAUGCAGACAUCAGUGAACCGCCAGUGUUUUCUGAGGAUUAUGUAUCACAACUAAAGGAUUUGCAACAAAAAAUAAUGACAUUGCAAGAUAAUGACGAGCUACAAAGAGUUGUACAAGUAAUUGCAGAAACUGGUCAAUAUGAAAUCACUAAGAAGACAUUUGAUUUUGAUCUGUGUGCAUUGGAUCGUAGAACUGUGCAGCGUCUUCAACAGUUUUUCUCUGCAUCGUGACCAUCUGUAAUAUAAAAGGCAUGACGUAUUAAUUUAUAUAGAUAUAUUUAAAAGGUCAUAUGAUCUUAUCGAUCUAAUCGAUAACAGACUUUUUAAUGAUAAAAAUGUUACUAUUCGUGAGA
Mycetomoellerius zeteki is the source of this 2827-nucleotide messenger RNA. RefSeq names its product ENL/AF9-related super elongation complex transcription factor (gene ear). The record is from RefSeq and is a predicted model, not a curated record. Gene Ontology annotation, cellular component: transcription elongation factor complex. Gene Ontology annotation, molecular function: chromatin binding. Bases 501 to 2705 code for a protein of 734 amino acids. NCBI's taxonomy places the organism in Eukaryota, Metazoa, Arthropoda, Insecta, Hymenoptera, Formicidae. Gene Ontology annotation, biological process: positive regulation of DNA-templated transcription. The transcript is spliced from 3 exons.